AUGGAAUUCUCGUUUGAGAAAUUUAAGAUGCCUCACCUAGAGACGUACUCAGGCGAGGGAGAUCCUUCGGAGCAUGUUAAAAAUUAUUUUGAUAUAAUGAGCAUGCUUCAAGUAUCCGAAGCAGUUCUAUAUCGAUGCUUCCCUAUCACUCUCAAAGGAAGUGCUAAGCUCUGGUGUAAAUGCUCUGGAGAAGAGAUCCAUCAACAGUUUUCAACGGGGGAAACCCCUUUCAGGCUAACGUAUGGAGCUGAAGCAGUAAUGCCAAUUGAAGUGGGCAUGCCGACUAUUUGGUUGCAGCACUUCAACAAAGACCUGAAUUCACUAGGCCUCCGGGUCAGCCUCGACCUUCUUGAAGAAACAAGGGAGAAAGCACUUCGUACUCAGGUCAUUAAUCAACAACGGAUCGCUCAACAUUACAAUAAGAAGAUUCGACCCAGAAGGUUCAUGGCUGGGGACCUUAUCCUCCGAAAAGUGACAUUCGAUAAAGAUACUUGGCAAGGUAAGCUGGCUCCAAAUUGGGAAGGACCUUAUACGGUUACGGUAGAGCUAAGAGCCGGCACUUAUCGGCUGAGAGGUCCAGAUGGGUGA
Asparagus officinalis (garden asparagus) is the source of this 588-nucleotide messenger RNA. RefSeq lists its product as uncharacterized. The transcript has a single exon. Bases 1 to 588 code for a protein of 195 amino acids. Lineage: Eukaryota; Viridiplantae; Streptophyta; Magnoliopsida; Asparagales; Asparagaceae. The record is from RefSeq and is a predicted model, not a curated record.